Molecule: messenger RNA, 1254 nt
Organism: Oncorhynchus keta (chum salmon)
Lineage: Eukaryota; Metazoa; Chordata; Actinopteri; Salmoniformes; Salmonidae
Exons: 2
Coding region: 10-1113 (367 amino acids)
Source: RefSeq, a predicted model, not a curated record
UGAUAAAUUAUGAACAUGAACAUAUACUGUGUAUUUUCUUUCAUCUCUCUCUCCAGUUGUCCUUUUUUCUCCAACUGCAGGUCCAUCUCCCAUUCCAUCUCCAGCAGUCCCACUGUUGUCCAUGUCUCCACCCAUUCCAUCUCCAGCAGUCCCACUGUUGUCCAUGUCUCCACCCAUUCCAUCUCCAGCAGUCCCACUGUUGUCCAUGUCUCCACCCAUUCCAUCUCCAGCAGUCCCAGUGUUGUCCAUGUCUCCACCCAUUCCAUCUCCAGCAGUCCCACUGUUGUCCAUGUCUCCACCCAUUCCAUCUCCAGCAGUCCCAGUGUUGUCCAUGUCUCCACCCAUUCCAUCUCCAGCAGUCCCACUGUUGUCCAUGUCUCCACCCAUUCCAUCUCCAGCAGUCCCACUGUUGUCCAUGUCUCCACCCAUUCCAUCUCCAGCAGUCCCACUGUUGUCCAUGUCUCCACCCAUUCCAUCUCCAGCAGUCCCACUGUUGUCCAUGUCUCCACCCAUUCCAUCUCCAGCAGUCCCACUGUUGUCCAUGUCUCCACCCAUUCCAUCUCCAGCAGUCCCAGUGUUGUCCAUGUCUCCACCCAUUCCAUCUCCAGCAGUCCCAGUGUUGUCCAUGUCUCCACCCAUUCCAUCUCCAGCAGUCCCAGUGUUGUCCAUGUCUCCACCCAUUCCAUCUCCAGCAGUCCCAGUGUUGUCCAUGUCUCCACCCAUUCCAUCUCCAGCAGUCCCAGUGUUGUCCAUGUCUCCACCCAUUCCAUCUCCAGCAGUCCCACUGUUGUCCAUGUCUCCACCCAUUCCAUCUCCAGCAGUCCCACUGUUGUCCAUGUCUUCACCCAUUCCAUCUCCAGCAGUCCCACUGUUGUCCAUGUCCCCACCCAUUCCAUCUCCAGCAGUCCCAGUGUUGUCCAUGUCUCCACCCAUUCCAUCUCCAGCAGUCCCACUGUUGUCCAUGUCUCCACCCAUUCCAUCUCCAGCAGUCCCACUGUUGUCCAUGUCUCCACCCAUUCCAUCUCCAGCAGUCCCACUGUUGUCCAUGUCUCCACCCAUUCCAUCUCCAGCAGUCCCAGUGUUGUCCAUGUCUCUACCCAGGCUGCUGUGUAGUCUACUGGUGGGGUCUCCCUACCUGCUGGUGACCAUCAUACUGCUGGUGAAAGGCUGCAGGAGCAGGACUCAAGGUGAAACCAGGAUACCCAGGAAGACCCACCAAGACCAGUUAGGUGAGUUUCUACCUUACAACACAAC